AAUGCCAAUUUGUACUAUAACUGUAUAGAGAUGGUUUUAGACUUGUAAAUAGUUUUGCAUCUAUUAGCACAGAGAAACCUGUCACAAAUCUGCUCUCCUGCUCUCCUUUACUUUGUACACUUAUGAAGCAGGAAGAGGAGGUAGUUAUGUUUACAACAGAUCUUUAAAUUCCCUCUACAUAGUAAGGGGGUGGGGGGGGACAAUAAGUUUUAAAAAAAUAAAACCUGGUUGUAUUAUUGCACAUAUUGUUUGCUUUUGUCAAAGCCAAUUUUGGCAAUCUUUUGUGGUGCUAAACUCAGCCUUGAAGUGCUACAAAUACCCAUUUGCUUAAUUGACAAGCAAGUACAUAGGAGCUGGAGGGACAGCAGUUGCUUUAUUUUGUAAUCCUAGAGGAAUGUGGCUGGUUUUUCUACUUGAUAAUUUUAGAGGUGGAAAUAAACAUCAAGGCUGCAAAUGUUUGACAAAGAUUCACUCUUCACUUUUUUCCAUUUGAAGACAUUCACUUAUUCACACUCUUGUUUUGUUUAUGCAAGAGACGAAGUCUGUGCAGUUCCUUUUACAGUUGUAAACAUCUAGAAUAGAGACAUUAAUAAGCCCAGUGUAAUCAAAACAGCAAGUACUGUAUCAACAGUGGGGUUUUUUAAAUAAAAAAUGGCUCUCUUUAUCUACUUGGAAAAUAUGCUGUCUUUUGGGAACAAAGGUGAUUUUAUGUGACUCUAAAUUACUGUAACUGAAUAUUUUUAUAGAGCCCUAUAAGACAGUUCUGUGCAUCUCCGUCUCAAAAGUAAGUCCUAUUAAAUUUUAUUAGACUUACUUCCAAAUAAGUGUUUUGAAUUGCUGUCUUCGUGUAACUCUCAAAUUUUUAAAAGUGAGGUGUAAAUAAAUUAUGUAAAUAGGUAUGCAGUCCUUAUCUUAGAUCAGUUUGCUCAUCCAAGAACGUGUAUACAAACAAUUCUAUGUAAGAAGCCAGUUCUAAAUUGAAUUAAUUUUAGUAAAAAUUGGCAUGGGUAAAAUUUGAAGCUCAGGAAACAACUGCCUUAUUUGAAUACUACUACUACUACUACUAUACGAAUAAUAAUAAUAGCCUCUAUUUUGUAUAAUCUUGUAAUUUAUUGAAAGACGGAUGACAGAUUAAGAUCUCUAAAUAGAACCUGACUGAUUUGCAGUCUAUUGACAAAGUUCUCAGACUUAAAUUAGACAGAAUAGACUGAUACUUAUCUAUGCAAAACAUUUCACUAUAUGAACCUAUGGAAUCCAGUAAAUAAUUUUCUUUAUUCAGGUCAGAAGCACCUACAAACAUAUAGACCAGGGGUGUCAAACUCAUGGCCCACAGGCCAGAUGUGUCAUGUGCUGGCCCUGCCUCUGCCUGGUUUAGCGAAGGGGGAAAAAGUCCUGAUACGUCACGUGACAAUGUCAUGACAAUGCGAGUUUGACACCCCUGAUAUAGACGUUCAACACUGAGCAAGUAAAGUAGGUAUAAAAUACUGUAGGUCAUAAAAAUAUAGCACAUUUAAAAGAUGUAAAAUAAGUAGGAUUAGAACUAAACAAUAUUAAUAAUUUAAUAAUUAUCUAUUUUCUUUUAUUUGCAGUUGGUGAUCUCAAGAUUCUGAUUAAAAAAUGGAUUUUUGCAAUUUGAACUUUGUUCUAUAAUGGUUAAGACUGUCAUAAACUGUGAUAGAAGCUUUUCGAAUUUUAGUUUGGACAGAUGUUAAUGUUUAAAGUAAAUUCUUUGCAGAAUUAAUACUGAUAGGUACAAUUAUCCAAAUGCCAAUUAAUUAUCUUAACAUAAUGAUCAUAACACAGGUGGCUUUUUCCCUUAACAGGUACAAACUGAGUUUUGAACUGAAACCCUCUAGAAUAAUAAUCCUGGGAAGUAUGAUACAAUUGUUAAGUAGUAUUUCAAUUUACAAUGUUCAGUGGUGCUGGGUCAUUUAACUAGUUUUAAUGCAACUCAUUUCAGAAGUAUUAUCUUGCUGGAAAAAGGAAUAAUGCUCCAGAUCAUAGAUGUUUAGAUGAUGGUAUUGUAGGAUGUGCUAUGAUUUUUGAUGCUCCUGUUUAUUUCUUUAGAUUUUUUUAUUUUAUAAGCCACUUUGUGUCAAUAUACCAAAUGAGUUUAUAUAUUACCUUUUAAAAUAUCAGUUCACCAAACUAACAUAUAGUAGUGGCAGCCUAUGCUAGGCCAACUGUUGUCUAUCUCUGUGGUGCCAAGUAAUAAGAAACAUUUUUUCACAUUUUUCCAGUUAUCAAAAGUCAGGUGUGAAUAAAAGGGAGUAUUUGCCAGGGGAACAAAUAUGGCAGUUAGAGAUGUGGAAAAUUUUUAACUGAAACUCUGUGAGUUCAAAACAGACUGUUUUGAGGAUUUUGGGAGUGUUUUAAAUCCAAAGCACUUCCAAAAUGCUUGAAACAGUAGUUUUACAUAUGAAAUGGAAAAGUUGCAGUUUCACAUGCAAAUAAUUUGAAUCAAAACAGUUUGAGUGACCUGAGUGGCAGAAAGUAUCUUAGCCUUGAAUUUCAGACUGAGUACAGGAACACAGUGCUAAGUUUUUCCUUGCAAAAUUACCAAGCUUUUAUGUGCAUACUGAUAUAAAUUAUGGUUCAACAAGAACUAAUUUAACUUCAUUUGAAGGUAAUUCAGUAUAGUAUUUUGGCUAUUGAACUGGGGCUGAUAUACACAAUUUGCAAGGGAAAGAAAUUUAAUUGUAAUAUAUUUAAUAAUAUAAGUAAAAUGCCUAGAAAAACUCAAAUGGAACUCUUAUAAAUCAAAAUCAUUGGUCUUUAAUAGGAAUAAAUAGAAAACGAAACACUUAUUUAAAAAUUGCCAUUGUGCCUCUGUAUAGCAAUUUACAACAAUCCACUUUUCAAAACUGAAUCCUAUAAACUGAAGUUAGAUCAAGGAUGGGUAUUGGUCCUUAAAAUAUUUUUUCACACUUCUAUCAAAAAUAAAAGCUCACCAUGAUGAAACUAAGUUAUUUGAACACAAUGCAUACUUUUCCCAGUAAAUUGACCUAAACAAAAGUCAUUCAUUGCAGUUUGAAUGUAAAAUUGCUGCAAAUAAUUUCAAGUGCCUAACUGAUUUUAGCCGAUUUUCUAAGUGCUCAUGUAAAUAAGUAUGCUAGAGCGAUUUUCUUCCUAAUGAAAAUUUGACUUCUACCUCUAAUUUAUUUAAAAAUACUUUCUGAUAUAUAUUUGAAUGUAAGGAUUCAGGCUUUUCAAGGCAUUGAACAUUUCUGGAAAAUUCAACUAUCCCUCAUCAUGUAUAUGAUUCUUUCAGGUUAAAGAAAUUCGGUCAUCCCUUAGCAAACAGGAAUCGCAAAAGGUCCAGAAUUUAAAUCAGAGAAUGGUUAAUAAACAUGGAUCUGAUACCUGGGAUAUAUUUUAAACUCAAUCAAGAAUUGUUAGAUAACGUUGAAUUCAGAAACUUCUAACAUCUGUUACUUUAAACAUUAUGUGAUUGGCAUCCUUCUGUUUUGCACUCUCACACCCUAUGCAAACACAUGCCUAUUUUAAGUAUAGAACUGUCUAAUGAAUAGGGUUAUUCACUGCUAUCCUAAACUUAAAAUAUGUAGUCCAGUUAUUGGAAGCUUAGUGCAGCCUUUGGGGUUUUGCAGUUAACUGCCAAUUAAUGUAUGCCUUGCUCUGUUGGGGGAGGAUUGAGUUUCCAAGGGCCAACUGUAGAACUUGGGGGUGGAGAAAUAAGACAAAAUUGUUAGAAGGUGGACCUGCCUUCUGGCUUAAAUCAGUUAAUCAGCCAGACUGCAUACAUAAAUGAGGCUGUAGAGUAUUUGCCAUUCUGCUUAUGUCUAUUUCUACAUAUGUAGAGAUUUGAGAACUGACUGGACAAGGUUUUGAUUUAGCUUCAGAAAAUUGAUUCCUAAUUAAGAAUUUAGAGAGUUUGAGCAUUCCCAGAAGCAUCUCACUUUUUGGAGAGGCAAUGCCCCAUACCAAGACAUUUCACUUCAUCCUACUGACACUGUCUGGAGUCCUGAUCUCUCUUGUAAAAACUGCAGAAUAUUCACAAGGACCUAUCCCAACAUUGUGGAAUGAUCCACCAGAGCUUCCAUCAGGCGGGGGAGCUUCAGAAACCACCCCUCCUGCCCGCUUCUCAGAUUCUACAGGAUUCCCAUCAUACACAUCUGAUUAUGAACUGGAGGACACAACCCAUUUCCACCAGCUGGAGAAUGACAAUGAGUCUCUGGGUCCUGGGGCUAUCGGUGCCAUAGUGAUUGCUGCUCUGCUGGGAACGUCUGUGAUUGUGGCCUUGAUUGUUAUAACUCUACGAAAAUGUUCUUCUUCCUAAAAUUAAUAAAAAGUGCUUUCCUCCCCAAGUA
Pseudonaja textilis is the source of this 4328-nucleotide messenger RNA. RefSeq names its product secondary ossification center associated regulator of chondrocyte maturation (gene SNORC). Gene Ontology annotation, biological process: cartilage development. Lineage: Eukaryota; Metazoa; Chordata; Lepidosauria; Squamata; Elapidae. Gene Ontology annotation, cellular component: cell periphery. The record is from RefSeq and is a predicted model, not a curated record.